This is a messenger RNA of Artibeus jamaicensis (Jamaican fruit-eating bat), 4896 nucleotides long. RefSeq names its product immunoglobulin superfamily member 11 (gene IGSF11). Gene Ontology annotation, molecular function: ionotropic glutamate receptor binding. Gene Ontology annotation, biological process: homophilic cell-cell adhesion. Gene Ontology annotation, cellular component: cell-cell junction. The coding region runs from base 851 to 1966 and encodes 371 amino acids. The transcript has 8 exons. NCBI's taxonomy places the organism in Eukaryota, Metazoa, Chordata, Mammalia, Chiroptera, Phyllostomidae. The record is from RefSeq and is a predicted model, not a curated record.
AAGCGGCGGGUGGGCCGCCAGGCGUCGCGCGGGAGCCGCGGUUGCCUGGGAGACGGAGUGGAGCCGGUGGGCGGCGCAGAGCCGAGCGGUGCGGAGCCGGGCCACUGCUGGAGUAGCUGGGCUGGAGUCGCGAGGGGGUGUGGCUCCCCGGACAGCGCGGGAGACCGGCGGGUACUGGGGCAGCGAAAGGUGGCCGUGGCGCUGUGGAGCGAGGGCAGCGAGCACAGCGAGUAGGUCGUGCGCCUGGUCGGAACUCAACCUCCUCCGCGCAUCGUGGCGGCGCGGGAGCUGCACUGAGUAGUCUGCGCGUCCCACGGUCUCUGCCUCGCAGGGGUGACUUCGGUCGGGCGGCCAGUCAGGGAGAACUCGGCUUCCUCGGGAACCCGGCCUGCGGCCCCGCUACCGCGAAGAGGAGCCGGGUGGGCGGCGGGCGCGCGCCCUGCGGCACCGGCAUGACUUUUCUGGGCUCUCCUCUGGCGCCCUUGCUGCUCCUCUCUCUGCACGUUCUUAAUGUUUCCUGCGUUUAACCAGUGGUCCUUUGUGGCUAUGAAAUAAGUGACAGGUGAGCAAACGUAAGCCAGUUUAAAAUCGUAGGAUGGUCAGCGUCAGCACCUGCUGCCUGUGGUCGGUUGCCUGAGCAGGAGACCAACUGACCGGCCAGCUCACAAGCCGAGUGUGCUCCUGGAUUUGUGUGCAGAGGCGCUCAAAAUAUCCUGUUUGAAAAGGUGUCGCAGCCUCCCUGGACGUCUCAGGGAGCCCUGGGAGUGUCCAGGUGGCCCGAGGUCAGACAGCAGUCCUGCCCUGCACUUUCACCACCAAUGCUGCCCUCAUUAACCUCAAUGUCAUUUGGAUGGUCAUUCCUCUUGCCAAUGCCAACCAGCCUGAGCAGGUCAUUCUGUACCAGGGUGGACAGAUGUUUGACGGCGCCGCCCAGUUCCACGGCAGGGUAGGGUUCGCGGGCACCAUGCCAGCCACCAAUGCCUCUAUCUUCAUUAACAACACGCAGCUGUCAGAUACGGGCACCUAUCAGUGUUUGGUUAACAACCUUCCAGACAGGGGGGGCAGGAACAUCGGGGUCACCGGUCUCACAGUUCUGGUUCCCCCUUCGACCCCUCACUGCCAAAUCCAAGGAUCCCAGGACAUCGGCAGUGAUGUCAUCCUGCUCUGUAGCUCAGAGGAAGGCAUUCCUCGGCCAACUUACCUUUGGGAGAAGUUAGACAACACCCUCAAACUACCUCCAACAGCCACUCAGGACCAGGUCCAAGGCACAGUCACCAUCCGGAACAUCAGUGCUCUGUCUUCAGGUUUGUACCAGUGUGUGGCUUCAAACGCCAUUGGAACCAGCACCUGUCUAUUGGACCUCCAGGUUACUUCCCCCCAGCCCAGGAACACUGGACUAAUAGCUGGAGCCAUUGGCGCUGGUGCAGUUAUUACCAUUUUUUGCAUUGCACUAAUUUUAGGGGCAUUCUUUUACUGGAGAAGCAAAAAUAAAGAGGAGGAGGAAGAAGAAAUUCCUAAUGAAAUAAGAGAGGAUGACCUUCCACCUAAAUGUUCUUCUGCCAAAGCAUUUCACACCGAGAUGUCCUCCUCAGAGAACAACACAUUGACCUCCUCCAAUACCUUCAACAGUCGGUACUGGAGCAACAAUCCGAAAGUGCACAGAAACACAGAGUCAUUCAACCACUUCAGUGACUUGCACCAGUCCUUCUCCCUGCACUCAGGCAGUGCCCACAUACCAUCCAUCUAUGCUAAUGGGAGCCAUCUGGUCCCAGCUCCACAUAAGACUCUGGUAGUGACAGCCAACAGAGGAUCGUCACCACAGGUCACGUCCAGGAACAAUGGCUCAGUCAGGAAGCCUCGGCCUCAGCACACACAUUCUUGCACCGUCAGCCGAGCGACCCUGGAGCGAAUUGGCGCCGUCCCUGUCAUGGUGCCAGCCCAGAGUCGGGCCGGGUCUCUCGUAUAGGACAAGAGCCAAUAGAGCUUUCAGAAAAGAACCAGUGAAAUGCUCCGCACAAGAGGCUGGGUGUUGUGGGUAAGUGCUGGGACAGAAACUCUUUCCUUACCAUGAUUCCAGUAAAAAAGCACAAGAAAGCAAAUGCGUUACCCGGCCACUAAGAUUUGUGACAUGAACCAGACUGCUCUGUCAUGAAGACUUGUUUCCCCACUACAGAUGUCCCAGGGUUCUACUCAGAAAGCUGGAUCUCAAAGAUGUGCCAAGCCAAGGAAGAAGAUAGGAGAGCAGAAUAGCACGAAAAAUCUAAAUGGCAUCCAGGCGGGUUUGUUCUUUAGUUCACGCCUAAUGUAUUAGUUUUUCAAGAGACUAAAGUGCCAGAUGGAGUUUAAAUAAUGAAAUUAUUCUAAAAGAUAGGCGUCUUUAGAAACAAUAAUGAACAUCCUGGGAUACCUCCCAGCUCUCCCCGUCCCCUCUCUACGUGGAGGGCGAAUGGCGUGAAUGGUUCCCAUCUUUCCCAGCAGGGCUGCUCUUGUGUCACAGAAUCAAAGCUUUUUACACAAGCAAAAGUUACUAAGAAAUGGGAGAAAAUGAAAGAAACUUCUUUGACAAGCCCAUUUAUAUUUAUUUAUUGUUCGAACCACAAAUUUCAUAUCUGGAAUAUUGCUCUGUUGACAGAUUCUUGCCUGUCCAUGUUUUUUCUAGGGCUUGCCAUUGGUCCAUGACAGUUACUGUUCAUUGCUUCCUGGGAAAGUUUUUUUUUAAACUAUUGGUUUUUAAAAGGAAUACAUGAGGGGCAUUGGACUAGGGAAAGAGAAGACUGUUAUUACCACCACAUUCAGCGAGUAUUCUUUGGGCCCACAGAGGUCCAUCAGGAAAGAGGCAGGGGUGGGGGCGGCACAGGAGGGAAGGUGGGCAGGUCCCAGGACCCGGAGGUUUCCUGGCAGCCUCUUGGGCCAGCAUCCAGGUCUCCCUGUCAUCACACGGGGUCACUCUUAAUGAGGGCAGUACCCGAUGCCUUUUGUCCGGAGGUAGAUAAUUUUCUCCUUGUUUGACAAGUAGGGGUUAUCUUAGUAGGUUGUUACAGGGCAGGAGAUGUUUUCUUUUUUUUUAAAUAACUAUUUUUGCAAAAGAUGGUACUGAGACAAAAAGGCUGUGUUUCAGGUAUGCUGCUUGGAGGGUCUGCCCUGUAUUUUUCAGAGCUCAGGGUUGCAAUUGUGUCCAAAUGCAUUUUACACCCCUACAAAGAGACUCCUUUUGUGAUUAACUACAGGGUGUGGCUGGCUGUGGAGUUCAGCAGAUAAGGUACAAACUCCCCACUGUAUUUUGUGCUGUGUAGGGCUGGCCAUACUUGGAUUGGUGACUAUCUUGCCUUAAUCACACUUUAAGCAACACACAAAUGCUGUCUUCCCAGACUUAAAAAAGUUCAUGAUACUGACCCCAGGAUUCCCUAAGAGCGUCUUCUUUUCCCGAGGUUGUUGCUCACUCCCUCUCCCCACUGGGUCUUUUGCCCUCUUUUCUUGCAAGCAUUGCCACCACAGGGAGUGGCCUUCUGAUUUUUAGACUUAUUUGAUUAAAUGGAAACCAGCAGCUGCUGCAUACAAUGUCUCCAAGAGGGCUAAGCUCGGAACCUAACCAUUCCGAUAUUGAUGAAAAGCUAAAUUUACUUCGGCAUUACUUAUUUUUUUAUUUGAUGGUUCUCGACUUUGUAAAAAUUUAAAUGUGAAUGUCUAUCCUUUUUAAUAAAGUGAAAAUACCAUGACCCAGAGAAGAUGAUAAUGUCAGAUAUUGUUUAGAAAGCAUUUAUCUUGCAUUUCUUUAUUCUUUCUAAUUAUCUAAAAUUUAAUAAAAGUUUAUUCAUAUAAAAACAAGUUGUCGUAAUUAUCAUAAUACUAACAAAUAGAUGAUUUUGUGUUUCUCUUAAUCUUAUAAGCACUUUCCAAUGUGUUAAAUAGUAUUCAUAAUCAUUUUAAUGAACAUGUAAUAUGAGGUUUGUCCAGAAGGUAUCCAGCCAUGCAAUAUGAAAAAUAAGAGACAUUUAUUGAAGAAGAUACAAGACACAUUGUACACAGGACAAUGAGGCCUCAGUCCCCUUCAAAGUAGGCACCUUGGGACCUCACACAGUUCUCCCAGUUGCUGUCAGCUGUCCCUUUGUAUUUUCCUGAAUCUCACUGAUGGUGUGAAAUCUCUUCCCUUUCCAAGGUGAUUUGAUUUUUGGGAAGAGACAGAAGCCACAGGGCACCAAAUCAGGGCUGUAGGGGGAGCGUUGAGUCACCUGAGUGAUUUGAUGUUUCACAAAAAAGUGUGCAUGAGAUGUGAUACGUGAGCAGGUGCAUUGUCCUGAGGAAGCUGUCAGUCAGCACUUGCCCACAGCUGCGGCCUUCUGUCAUCCAAAUAGUUUCCACGGAGGAAUGUUCAAGCUUAAUGCAAAGUUUGAUGCAGAUUCGUUGCUCUACUCCCUUAGUCACUUUAGAUGCAACAGUCACACAGUACACAUGCUCACUCAAUGGCAUCUACCACCCCCACUGACUAGUACUGUGAAGUCAUCAUUGUUCACACAUGUGCGUCCCAGUCCACUCUCCUUGGCUGCCAGGUUACAUCAAUGUCAUGCAAACCAUUCUCAUUAUAGUAACAAUGGCUGGACUUUUUCCAGACUGACCAAAAAUUACUUAACUUUUGUUGUUAGAAAUUUAAGUUGGAUCCAAUUCUCACAUGUAUGAUUGCAGGUGUAAUGACCUUUUCUACAGACUGAGCUAUUUUUACAUUUCAUAUUUCCUGCUUUUUAAGCCCUGAAUCUCUGUCACCUAAACCAGUGCCUGAUGAGAUUGUUGAGUAGUGAAUGACUGAUGAUUUUAGAACUGAAAUUGCCAAGUGUUAUUUCAGAAACUUAGGAUCAUGAUCAUAACUCUUGCCAUAUGGAAGUGUGGGCAAAAGGUUCACAG